This is a messenger RNA of Chelonoidis abingdonii (Abingdon island giant tortoise), 1544 nucleotides long. RefSeq names its product glycoprotein IX platelet (gene GP9). NCBI's taxonomy places the organism in Eukaryota, Metazoa, Chordata, Testudines, Testudinidae. The record is from RefSeq and is a predicted model, not a curated record.
AUUGCUGCAUAGCAGAUGAGACAGAAGGCUUGUCAUCUGUUACAUUCAUUUCCUUCCUAGAUCUUUAAAACCUGACAAUGUUUUGUUUAAUCCAGCACUGCAGAUCUUCAAAGCCUUACUACGCAAACAAUGGAAAGGAUCAAACACUCACACACACAGAGUGAAAACAUAAUCACCAUGAAGAUCCCCGCUGCUGCAGGAUUUGUUACAUUAAUGCUGUUCUGUUUAGUCCAUGCGGAAAUCUGCCCUCUGUCCUGCACCUGUAAGCCACUUGAAGAAAUGAAGGGUUGGCUAGUAGACUGCAGCUCAAAGGGACUAAAGGAAGUGCCUGCCCUGCCUGUCAACACCAGGAAACUUUAUCUACAGAAUAACAGCAUGACCACAGUUCGUACUGGUGCAUUUGACAACUUACAGAACCUAGAGGAAGUGAAUGUGUCUGACAAUCCCUGGAAUUGUGACUGUGACAUUCUGUAUCUCAAACUCUGGCUGGAGGACUUCUCCGAAUCUUUUAUUGCUAACGUCAUCUGUGCAACCCCAGCUUCCAGUGAGAGGAAGCCUUUGAGCCAGUUGAGUGGGAAUGAGCUGGACAGCUGCAGGAAAUCCCUCCCAAUUAAAUGCCUCAAUUUCUUUUGGCGAGAUCUCGCUUUGAUCACUUUUGCAGUAGUUGUACUUAUUUUAACAUCAUGUGCUCUGAGGUUCUCCAAAAGGCUAGCCUACCAGGUUACCACAAGAGAUUAUUAUUCUGCUGCCCCGCUGCUGCGGAAGCAUAACCUAGAAAAUUACAUGUCACAAUGAGAUGUUGCUGUCACCAAUAGCUCUUCAUAGAAAUGCCAAACUAACCUAAUACAAAAGAUACCCUUCUUAGCUAUUACUGGCUAUGCGAGUGUAAGUGUACUAGAAAUGGAUCCCAGACCACAAAGUUUGCGGGGGAGAAGUUUGUAUGAAGAUCCAGUAUUCAGAUCCAAGGUUUUGGUUGGAGGACACCUCUAAAAUGCACUUAAAUUUACUUACUGGCAAGUCAGAAUAAGUUAUUUUAAUAUUACAUUCUCUAAAUAUCUAAGGAAAGUAGUUAGGAAAUUUUACUUGUCCAGUUUUGUGAUUUUUGAAGAAUUAAUUUCCCAUUUUUACCAAUGAAAUCCCAGCUCUUCUAGCAAAAGGCUAUUUACAGUCUACUGCCAGCUAGUUUCUGGUGGAUUUUGAUUACACUAUUGUUACUAAUUUAGACUCUGAUCCUAAAGCUGACUGCACCCCAUCAUGCUGGCGGAGUCCUAUUGACUUGAACAGGCGUACACUUGCACCUGCAGAGGAGAGGGCUGAAUUUGACAGCAUGCAGAGGUUCCUUUGGCAGCAGAACCAGUGUGGCUAUUAGGACCAGCCCUUGGAUUUACCCCUUAAUAAACAUGAUUUUAAGCUUCCUGAAAAUUAAUGUGCAUCUAUUAAGGAGUCCUUUUAAAUACUACUGAAUUUCCUAGAAAACACUUAAGAAAAAUUGUACUCUGUGUGUGAUAUUUAAAUAAAGGGUGUUUCUUAUGCAUUCACACGUA